Calliphora vicina (urban bluebottle blowfly) is the source of this 1609-nucleotide messenger RNA. RefSeq lists its product as uncharacterized. NCBI's taxonomy places the organism in Eukaryota, Metazoa, Arthropoda, Insecta, Diptera, Calliphoridae. The record is from RefSeq and is a predicted model, not a curated record. The transcript has 2 exons. The coding region runs from base 112 to 1182 and encodes 356 amino acids.
CCGAAAAUAAUAUUUGAAAUUUUAAAAUGUAUUGACAAAAUUAAAAAUAAAAAGUCAACAAAAUAUUACAAUAAAUCUAUUUCAUAUUAAAUAGUGAUAAAAUAUUAGAAAAUGUCCUUCAAAACAACUUCAUUUCUAUCACCUCAUUAUCCCAACACGUAUAUGGAACAAUUUUACAAAGCCCUACACCCCGACUUGGAAUUGGGCACAGUUUGUGUGGCGUGGUUUCGUCAGGCAAUAAAACAUUGCACCGAUUUGCUGAAUGAUGCAACAACACAAACCACUUACUUUUGGACAACAGUUAAGAAUUUUAUAUUUCCCGAUAGAACUACCGAACUUAUAUCCCAAAAAAUACCUAUAAACAUUAAUCCGAAGCGUUUAUCUCAGCAAGAUUGUCAAGCAUUAUUUCUGGACUUAGUUAGUGACUAUGUUCAGAGAGCACCACGUUAUGCCGCAGAGUCUGUAACAAAUGUUAUGCUCUGGCAAAUACUAUACUCUGUUAUGGGUAUUAUGGCCUUGGGUUCCAUGCUAGUGGGCAUUAUUUGUAUUUACAAUAAAUAUGGGCAAACAAAACAGGAACUUAAGAUGCUAGAUGACGUUUUUAGCCCAGAAAAUCGUAUGCUGGCCACUGCCAAACGUACUUUACGUUUGGCAAAGGCGGAAAUAAGAAAUAUACAUAUGAGACCGGCAGCAAAAGUAGAAGAUAUUCUUCCUGCUGAUGGAGCCGAAGUUCUUGCCAUUAAGGUCGGAAGAAAACAUGAAUUUUUGGAAUCGGUAGUUUUGGGUAAUAUGUAUUCGCAAGGAAAAUUGCACAGACUUUACGAUCAGCAUAAUAAAACAAAGACAGAUUUUAAAAUUGAGCCUUUGAAAAAGGCAAUGAAAUUUUUGGAUAAUAAUUGCAAUAAACUGCAUGUCUUGCUAAUGUUUGAGGAAGAUGCGACCUAUGAUGAGGAGAUGGGGGUGAACAGCAAACGUAAAAGCAAUAGCCCCAGAAUAAAAAGUUUGUCACCAUUAAAUUCUAAUCGUUUAGAUGUAGGAGAUUUCAAACAAAAAGCUGGUAUUGAAAACAUUUCCGGAUCGCCCCGAAAACUGGCAACAACUCCCCGUUCUAGUGGAGUUGCCAAUUCUAGCAUACCACGCAAUGUUUCCAAACGUUCGCCCAUUAACAGGAACUCAAAAUAAUGGAAUCGUACAACUGCUGUUACUUUCUGAAUUGAACUAUCUGUUAUUUUGUUAAAUAAAUUGUAAUAAAAAGACAAUUUUUUUGUAAGUUUUUUUGCGCAAUUUAUUUGUUGCGUAGUUGCCAUACUUAGUAAAACAAAUUUCUUAUUAAAUCUUAUUUCAAUAUUUGCUGGUUUUCUUUGUUUAUACAAAUAAUUUAAACAAUACUUUUCUUUUUAAAUUCUUUAACAAAUUACAUAAAAAUUGAGUUUUUUUUAUUAACUAAAAUAGAAAAUGAAAUAUUUAUACAUAAAAAAAUUGAUAAUAAAUUGUUAAAUUUAUUUAGCUUCUCUUAAAUAAAAUAAUAAAACAUACGUAAAAAGGCAUAAACAAGUGAAUAGAGAAAUAAUUACGAUCACAAUAAACAUUGAAGAGAGAGAGAGAUAGU